Messenger RNA from Lactuca sativa (garden lettuce), 1291 nucleotides. RefSeq lists its product as uncharacterized. NCBI's taxonomy places the organism in Eukaryota, Viridiplantae, Streptophyta, Magnoliopsida, Asterales, Asteraceae. The record is from RefSeq and is a predicted model, not a curated record.
UAAAACACCGACGCAAACAAUAUCACAUGAACAUCUCUCGUUUUCAAAACAACUGUCAGCAUUCGCAAGCACCAAAGGACAAAAGAUCGAUGAAAUCGAGCCGUUUUCCCCUAUUCACCACUGUUCGAACGAUAAUCUUCAUAAACCUCAUCAACUUUCUCCGAUUUCCUUCUGAUUGAACAUAAAGCUUCAUCAAGAAAUGAACUUAUGGCGGUUUCUACUUCAAUUUAUCAGCUUACUGAUCAUACGCCGGCUCAUUGUAAUUCGAUCAGUAUCCGCAGUUUGCGAAUACAGUAUCACUCACGAAAACACGCACUACAACUUCAAUCUGGUUGCUCCUUCCAAACAAUUCCCCCAUGGUGUUCUCAGCGAAGACGGAUAUUACAAGGUUUCAUCUAAUGGAACAGUGGUUUGGUUUCAGCUGUGUGAUGCGAUGAUUUUCAACCAUGACCCACCACGAUGUUUUGAUUGUUGGGAAUGUGGUGGUGGAUCAUCUCAUUGUGGCAUGGGUUGUAGUGCACUUAUGUCAAAUGUUAUAUCGGGAUAUCCUGUAUGUAUCACUAUGGGGCAAACUCCUACUAUUACUAUAGAUCUGAUUGAUAAAAGAAAUCCUCAAAUGGGCCUCAUUGUUAAAAUGAAGCACAAUAGCCCACAUAUGAGUUGUUCACUUUCGGUUUCUGUUGUAUGUGAUUCAAAUCAAGUUCAAGUACCUCAGACACUGGAAAGAGUUGGGGGUUGUAGUUAUGCUACACAAUUGAGGCAUCCAUCUGGUUGUGCAAUAAUUGAAUCUACAAAUAGCAAUGGCUUAGGCUGGUUUGUUACACUAUUAAUCAUAAUUUUAUGUCUCUUUGGAAGUUACCUUAUAGCAGGAGCUACAUACCGAUUUUUCUACCUUCACAUUCGUGGUAUAGAUAUAUUACCUAACUUGGAAUUCUGGGACAGUUUGCCACAUAGAGCACAGAGUGCAUUUAUGUGUUUGGUUGGAAAAUUUAAAGGGCAUUCUGAAGGUUACCAAAGCUUCGAUCCCCCUGUUGACUUUUGACUUACGAGUAAAUUAUACACAGUUUCUCUCAUGAGAAAAUUGUAUUUGUGUUUUAUUAAUUACAAUGAAGGUUUUGUUACACUUUCUCUCACUAAAGGUGUAUUUUUUGGCUUUUGGGUAUUUCAUACUGGACUUUAAUACUUUCCGGAUGUACUUCUCCUAAGGAAGUUUUGUCUUUAAUACUUUAUGCUCAUGGCAAAUAUUUAUGUAGCAGCUACCAAAUAUUCUAUUGGAUAUCAUUAUUUUGUC